UUUGAAUCAGAUUCAGUUUGCAUCAUAUUAUAAUAAUUUCGAAAAAUUUUGAGGUUACCGAAAGACGCGUAUUCCAGUUUCGAUUAUCUUCUUUUCAAUUACGUUCUAUUUGAUGAUUUGGACAAACUGUUCUAUGUGAUAUAAAGACUGACACUAAUAUUUUUGGAUUAAUUAAAGGGACACAACAAUCAUGACUACGACAGCUGUGUAUAAUUACAUGAAAAUGCAAAAUAGACCUUACAGCGUGAAUGACGUAGUCACGAAUUUACUUAAUGAACACAGUAAAACUGCUGUUCAAAAGGCUAUGGAUGAGUUGGUGAAAAAUGGAAAAUUAUUCGAAAAAGUUUAUGGCAAACAGAAAAUAUAUUGUGUUGUGCAAGAUUCACAAUAUGACACUGAUGAGUUAAUGAGGAUUGACAAGGAAUUACAAAGUCAUGCCAGUGAGAUCGAGAGUAAAUAUCAGGAAGUCAUGAAAGAAGUGAAAGAACAAGAGACACUUUUAGCUUCUCUGAAGUCAAGUUUAACGCUGGAGGAUGCUCAAAAAGAAAAGAUUACUCUGCAAGAAAAUAUAAAGCAGUUAACACGUAAAUUGGAUAAACUGAUGGAAAAAAGUGGUUCUGAAGAUUUGCAAGAGUCUAAACGAAAGGCACAAGAGAAUCUAGACGAAUACUCACGCGAAUAUUUAAAAAGAAAAAAGAUAUGCAUUGAAAUACUAGACUGCAUUUUGGAAAGUUAUCCUGGUAACAAAGAUGAGCUUUAUGAAGAAAUAGGCAUAGAUUCAACGGCUGUAUAA
This is a messenger RNA of Mycetomoellerius zeteki, 793 nucleotides long. RefSeq names its product homologous-pairing protein 2 homolog. Lineage: Eukaryota; Metazoa; Arthropoda; Insecta; Hymenoptera; Formicidae. Gene Ontology annotation, cellular component: condensed nuclear chromosome; DNA recombinase auxiliary factor complex. The transcript is spliced from 3 exons. The record is from RefSeq and is a predicted model, not a curated record. Gene Ontology annotation, molecular function: double-stranded DNA binding; recombinase activator activity. Gene Ontology annotation, biological process: meiotic strand invasion involved in reciprocal meiotic recombination; meiotic joint molecule formation; homologous chromosome pairing at meiosis. The coding region runs from base 191 to 793 and encodes 200 amino acids.